Messenger RNA from Orbicella faveolata, 1183 nucleotides. RefSeq lists its product as uncharacterized. NCBI's taxonomy places the organism in Eukaryota, Metazoa, Cnidaria, Anthozoa, Scleractinia, Merulinidae. The record is from RefSeq and is a predicted model, not a curated record.
CUUAGCAUUUAAAGUGAAUUGUAUUCUAUCCAACUGUCAGUUCUGUGGAUGUAUGUUGAAGCAUAUGACACGUCAAGUAAUUGACCGAAGUUCCUUUUGCGUUCUUGUUUUUAACAACACGAAAGGAACCGCAGUGUGUUUAAAAGUGUUAUAUUUUGUUUGUCUCUCCUACAGUUAAAAAUUGAGAGACCGGGAAAAUGCUGUGGACUGUUCUAUGUUUCCUCCUCUUCACCGGCUUCUUUACGGACUGCCUAUCUGCUGGGGAACAAUGCAGAGAGGAACGGAGCAUAAAUGGGAUGGCUCUACAGGGAUUCGUCUUCAAAAAAUUCUCCGUAAGAGCCUUUCACGAGUGUGAUAUCAGGUGUGAACGAGAACUCACCUGUCAAAGCUAUAACUACGUCGUAGGGGAAAAUUCGUGCGAAUUGAAUAACCGCACCAAGGAGGCAAGACCAGAACAAUUCCGCUCAGACCCGGCACGUGUUUACUUACGACGCUUGCGCAACCAGGCUCCUCUGGGUUCCAUCUCGGAGCUUCCAGCACAAUCGUGUCAGGAAAUAAAGGCAAGUGAAGGCAAAGAAACCAUUACCAGCAAGUACUGGCUUGAUCCAACCGGGAAUGGAACGGCAGUUUUGGUGCAUUGCGACAUGAAUUUAGCAGGUUAAUGACAGCCAGUUUUCAUGUCAGUUAAGUAAUGUUUUGAGCAUAACUUGCAUAUUAUUGCUGUUGACUCCUUCUUUGAGUAAAAGAGAUCUAUUCCCAUGGUUUCCCAUUGGUAAUCUCACGCGGUGCACUAUUGAAAAGGAUCCGAGGAGUUUACCGGAUAUUUGCCUGUUUACUGGAGGAGAGAUCAAGACAAGGGGUCUCCGACCAUCUCUCCACCGCUGACCAACCGCUUCUUAAUUAGCGUAGGAGAUAUUUCGCAGACACAAAGUGACUGAGUUGGGCUAUCUGAACCUUGGUUUGUAUAAGUCACUAAUUCCAAACGAUGAGAUUUAAAGAAAAUGUUAUAUCAAUAAUAAGAAUUAUGUGCUGGAUAGUACAUAUGUGAUUAAUGUUUUCCUAAGUUAAUGCCCCACGCCUCAUUUGAUUCAAAGGUACGUAACGCAGUAACGCGAUUGUCCUUUUUAUUGCUUUUUGUUUGUUUGUUUGUGGUUUAGUCUGUGGAGCUGUUGGUGUAGAAGAC